CAAUGGAUCCGUCCGCGCCCUUCUUUCCCGUUCCCUCCUCCUGCUCCCCCGCGCCCCAAGAAUCCGACCGGGCUUUCCUCACGGCGUCGGCGACCGCGACGCGCAAGCGCCCGGCGCCCGACGGCACGGACACGGCCGGCGGCGGUGCCGGUAAGAACAAGCACAAGCAGGCUCGGAUCACGCUGGGGAGCAUCGGCGACUACGAGACGCAGGAGGCGAUCGGGGCGGGCAGCUUCGGCGUGGUGGUCAAGGCGCGGCACCGCGGCACGGGCGAGGCGGUGGCCAUCAAGUGUGCCCGCAAGGCGGCGGCGCCGCCCAAUAGCAGCAGCAACAACAGCAACAACCUCCGCCGCAUCCUCCGCGAGGCCGGCUGCAUGGCGGCGUGCCGCGGCCACCCGUCGGUCGUGGGCAUCCGCGACGUGGUCGUGGACGCCGCCACCGGGACCGCGUUCCUCGUCAUGGAGCUCGUCGCCGGCGGCAGCCUGCUGCGCCUGCAGAGGACGCGGUCCCCGGCGCGGUUCUCGGAGGGCGAGACCCGCGCGUUCAUGCGGCAGCUCCUGCGCGGCGCGGAACGGAUGCACGGCGCCGGGAUCAUCCACCGCGACAUCAAGCCCGGCAACAUCCUCGUGAGCGCCGGCACCGGCGCGCUCAAGAUCUGCGACCUGGGGCUCGCCACGCCCACGCCGGCGAGGCCGGCCGAGGGGACGGCGGCGUACCCGGAGCGCCGCGUGGGCACGCUGCUUUACCGGUCGCCGGAGCAGCUGGCGGGCCGCCGGGACUACGGCCCCGGCGUCGACGUCUGGGCGCUCGGGUGCGUCAUGGCCGAGCUCCUCACGGGCAGGCUCAUGUUCGACGAGGAGACGGAGGACGGCAUGGUCGCCAGGGUGACGGAACUGGGCCGCGCGCUCGCCGACAGGAGGCUGCAGGCGUUCGACGACUGGCCGACGUUCCAUGGAGGGCCGCAUCUGUCGCGGGGCGCGCGCGAGGUCCUCGCCGGCCUGCUCGCCGUACAGCCACGAGACAGGCUCACCGCCGCGGCCGCGCUCCAGCAUCCGUGGUUCGCUGAGGAAGAAGAGAAGGAGAAGGAGGAGGAGGAGCUUCUUGUGGCCACCUGCCGCAGCGCAGGCAGAGCAGCUCGGAGUAGCACUGCUAGUGUAGUGACCGUCGUGGUCUGAACCUUUUGAGCAUUGAUGAUUUUUUUUUAUUGUUGUGUAGUCUUAUUCUUUUGUACACUAUUGGUAUUUGUGAUCUUGGUUAUGUUAAUUACAAGUUGGCUUGAAGCAUGAAGAUCAAACAAUGCACAUGUUGCUUCGUUGUGA
This is a messenger RNA of Sorghum bicolor (sorghum), 1319 nucleotides long. Its product is annotated as putative cyclin-dependent kinase F-2. Gene Ontology annotation, cellular component: cytoplasm. The record is from RefSeq and is a predicted model, not a curated record. Lineage: Eukaryota; Viridiplantae; Streptophyta; Magnoliopsida; Poales; Poaceae. Gene Ontology annotation, molecular function: ATP binding; protein serine/threonine kinase activity. Gene Ontology annotation, biological process: autophagy; peptidyl-serine phosphorylation. The coding region runs from base 3 to 1175 and encodes 390 amino acids. The transcript has a single exon.